Molecule: messenger RNA, 3476 nt
Organism: Podospora bellae-mahoneyi
Lineage: Eukaryota; Fungi; Ascomycota; Sordariomycetes; Sordariales; Podosporaceae
Exons: 3
Coding region: 1089-3476 (795 amino acids)
Biological process (GO): signal transduction; activation of GTPase activity; regulation of fungal-type cell wall organization
Cellular component (GO): cell cortex
Molecular function (GO): GTPase activator activity
Source: RefSeq, a predicted model, not a curated record
CAAAGUUCCGUCAAAUGUUUCAACGGCUCUUGAGCACGGACGGCGAGGUUCCUCUUGGUGGUUUGUUUCAUUUCGGUCGACCACUGGAUGCCCCCUGAAGACGUUGCGCUGCGUCGAUGCGCAAUUCCACCUCGGAGUUUUACCGACGUGACAUGUAACCUCGCUCACAGAGCUAGUGGUGGUCGGCCCUACGGAGGGAAGAGUUUUCAUGGUGAUGGGAGCAUAGAGGAAGAGAGGGGAAACUUUACAUGUUGUGGCAGAGGGAAACACAUGAAAAACACAUGCGAGAAUAUUGUUUCGAUUUCCAUGUGUGAGUGAGGCCCGAGGGCCCGAGUUUUGAGCUCUACCUGACUUCCAGGUUCCAGGUUGCCCCGCCCUCCCCGCAUUCUGCUCGUCAAUGGGCCCGGUCGCCUGAACCGGCAGCCCAAGCGUUUUCCCAGGGGUCGCGAUCGGGUCAGAGUUCAGUAGGGGAUCCCACGGGCCGUCACCCCUUUCUGUGUCGAAUGGCCUUCCGCUGUCGACGCUUUUCCCGGUCACCUCAAACGAUUGGCUUGGGACACUUGUCCUGCAACGGCAGGUGCACGUUUGAUUAUUUCUGCAGCACCAUUUCUUAUCAUCCACCCAGCUGCUGUACGUUGGUGCUUGAGGCAGGACACCGGACAGGACAUCGCACGGGAAAAAAAAAAAAAAAAACACUCGGACCUGGAAUCCGCAGUUGGAUGCUUCAAAGAGCAACGGUGACCGGAUGGUGGGGCCCGGAUUGAGGGUCCCCUGGGGCUGUAGGGCCUGGUCUGAAUGGGCCGAGAUGGAUGCGAACCACUGGCGCCGGCCAAGCGCGUGGCGAGCUGGCUGACCCUGGGCUUCUUGGGGACGAGAUGGAGGGGUGCAACAGCAUUGGGUGAUGGGAGAUCGGGGCCAAUUCUCUCGCAGGCUGACAUGCAUAUCCGUACCAUGGGACGCUGCGUGCGUGCGUGUUCCCUCCAAGCUCCCGUCCUGACUUGUUGAUUGUUUAUUUCUAUAUCCUCUGCACCUCCGCCUGUUGUGCUGCCCUGAUCCCCACGACCGGUGGCCACGACCGAGUUGCAGCAAUGGAUCCAAGUGCUGGACAACGAUUGGACUGGGUGUCCAUGAAUACUGGUUGCUUCGCCGCCAGCAACGCCGUUGCGAGGACCUCGCUUGCCCUGAGCAAGUUUGUCCGCGAAGUGCGCGAGUCUCGGUCGGAGCUGGACAGCAUCUCCAGCGAGCUCCAUUCGCUCGAUGGCGUCCUCCAGCUCCUCCGCGACGAUGCCGCCUCCUUUCCGCCGUUCUUGGCCGAGCAGACCCCGAGUGCGCUCGACUGCUGCCUGACCCUGAUCAACGAGCUCGAAGGGUGCAUAUCUGUGCUCAACCGACCCGGCGUCUCGAGGGCGGACAAGAAGGCCCGGUGGAUGGCGAGCCGUGAUCACAUCAACAGGCUGCACUGGACGCUGGGACGGUACAAGGACGCGCUGGGGCUGGCUGUUGACUUUGUUGACGCAAGCAAAGCCCAAAAUGACAACGACGCAAGCUCCGAGGACGUGGACGAGUUGGCCGAGGUGGCAGCACGAAUCAUCUCAACCUCGUGCGAACCACCGCUGGAAAUGCGCCCAAACAGAGCCCUCACCACACUGCAGCAGUAUUUCGACACACUGCGCGAGUAUGCCAACCUCUCGGCGCCCCCAUCGGCGAGAAAGAAGCCUGAAAGCCAGCCGAAGCCACCACCGCAAGCAGCCGAGGCCCCUGACAGCGCCAUCGAGAUGAGCUGCGACGAGUCGUCCUCCUUCUUGACCAAGAAGCAACCCUUGAAAGCACCACCACGACCCAGCAGGCCAGACGCAGUGGACGGUACGUUUUUUGACGAAAUGGACGAGUUUUCCGGGGAGCUUCACGAGAUGCCGCCAAACAUGAUGCCCAUUCGCGAUGUGCGCAACCGCGUACCGCCACCACCACCACCACGAUCAACGUCUCGACUGGGAAGCUCGUCGUCUGCCAUCCCCAACUUUAGCCACAAUCAGCACCCGCAGCACACGCGACAGGCCCCUAGCAUCUCCGAUACCGACAGCAACUACUACGGCUCCCUGUCCCACGCCGGCAGCAGCGUUGCCUCGAGGGCAAGCGGGCAGAGCAGCAACAUGAGCUUGAACCACAAGGACUCAAUGUCUCGAAUCCGGAGCUUCUCCCCUCCAGCCCUGCACCCAGUGUCGGAGCACAUCCUCGCCCAGCACGGCCACCCACCACCACAGGGAAGCCAGCAGGGAUAUUACACCUCUUCGCAUGAUCACUCCUCCCAAAGCGGCGACUCCAACUCGUUUCACGGGUCGGAAUCGAGGCGCUCGAGCGGCAUGAACCAGUCUGUUCACUCCCUCUCUCGGUACUCUGUGUUUGAGAAUCCCCGAGCGGAGAUCCCCAUGCCGCCACCUGUCCCUGCGCUGCCGCCAAUGUCAUUGUCUGGCAUGACACGCCCGCCAACCCCCUCAAGCUCCAACUUUAUGUUUUCCCCUCCGCAGAGUCCAUACAUGCCCACCGGGAAUCGAGACAGGGACUCCACGAGCACCAGCGGCCUGAGCGGGAAGAGGAGCUCGUCCAGGUUAGGCACCGCCUUUUCUCGCCUCGGCCUUCGGUCCACCAAGCAUAGCCAGCCUGCCACACCAACACACUCACACAACCCCUCCGCCUCGACUCCUUCUCUUGCAGAGUCGCUGACCUCGACAAAUGUGUUUGGAGUACCGGUUGCCCAGUCCAUGAAGGUUGCCAAGGGAGUAGCCUCGACGUCCCACGAAGGAGGCUCGGCAGGCGGCAAGAGUGCGCGGGACUACCCUCUUUGCAUCCUGCGUUGCGUGUACUACAUCCGGGACAUGGGCUUGGCGGAGUGCCCGCAUGUUUUUGGUCAAGACGGCGACAGCUAUCGAGUGUCUGACCUUCGGGAGAUCUUCAACACCCCACAGACUGGCUACGGCAAGGUGCUGGACUGGAGGGACUUUACUGUCUACGAUGCUGCCGACCUGAUUCUUGUGUAUCUAAACGAACUGCCUAAGCCGCUUGUUCCGGAUUCGUUGGCCAAGAGGUGGAUCAAGCUGAGCAAGCAGUCGAAUGUGGCGGGAAGCAUGGCGCUGCGAAUAGACCAGGGCAUUGACUUUUGGGAGGAGGCACUCAUGGGCAUCAAAGGCCCGGAGAGGAGCCUCUUCAAGUUGCUGUUGACGCUCUGGGGCGACAUAGCCGACCAGGCCGAGAGGAACGAAAUGACAGCUGAGAGGCUAGCUGGGAGGGUCAUGAGGCCCCUGCUGCACUUUGUGCCAGUGAGCGCCAUGGGGAAGGCGGCGGCGAAGCAGGCGCAGUAUGAGACAGAUUUGUUGCUAGGCAUUGCAUUCAUGAUCAGAAAGAGGAGCGAGUACAAUGCCGAGCUGAAGAAGAAUGGGGGGAAGGCUGCGAAGCCAAAAGGACUUCCGCCUGGGUUUUAG